CUUCUGUGCAUUUCAGUCUCGAUCUCAUCAAAUCUCUCACUCUUUAGAAAGGGAAGCAUUUGUUGCGUGCGGACUAUGGCAUUCUCUCCCUUAACUCCUGUCUUUGUAGCAAUAAUCUGUGUCUUGAUUGUAAUAAUACUGAAAGGAAGCAGGAAGAGCAGCAAAAAAGAGCAGAGCAGAGCCAGCCAGAAGACAGAGUCUCGCCCAUGGGUGGAUGAGGACUUACAAGACAGCACCCAUCUGCCUGUGGAUGAAGAAGAUGAUGGUGGUGAAUGGCAAGGCUUAGAGGACAACAUUGCUCACGUCCCCUUUUCAACCGAGCGAUAUGCUGAAGAAGACAUGGUGAGGAGAUCAAAGGCUUUCUACGAGCUUCUCAAUAAGAGACGAUCGGUCCGGUUUAUAAGUGACGAGCCGGUUCCAAGAGAGGUCAUUGACAACGUGAUUAAAACAGCAGGAACAUCUCCCAGUGGGGCACACACAGAACCUUGGACCUUUGUAGUAGUGCAAGAUGCAGAAAUAAAACACAAGAUCCGGGAGAUCAUUGAAGAUGAAGAAGAAAUAAACUACAAAAAAAGGAUGGGAGACAAAUGGGUUAAUGACCUGAAAAGAUUGAGGACAAACUGGAUAAAAGAAUACUUGGAUGCAGCUCCCUACCUGAUUCUUAUUUUCAAGCAGGUGUAUGGAAGGCUUCCAAAUGGGAAAAAGAAAACCCACUACUACAAUGAGAUCAGUGUGUCUAUUGCCUGCGGCAUCCUCCUCGCUGCACUCCAGAAUGUGGGUCUGGUGACGGUUACCUCUACACCCCUGAAUUGCGGCCCACGCCUAAGGGUGCUGCUUGAGCGCCCAACAAAUGAAAAGCUACUCUUGCUGUUACCUGUCGGCUACCCCAGAAAAGAUGCUACUGUGCCAGACCUGACACGGAAACCACUGGAAGACAUUAUGGUGGUUGUAUAAACAUGGAGCAGUCAAGGAGACCCUUGAAAUUGUGUUGCUGUCGAGAGUUUUCUGCAGUUUGUUUGCUUCCUUUGGCCACUUGCAUUGGGCACAUUCAAGCGGGCAGCAGCCUCCGCGACACAGGCUCGUGUGCAUCCAGAAUCACAUGGAGAAUGGUGCACGUACAAACCUGCUCACAUGGAAUUCACACAAUUUUAAAUGGGUGUGCAUUUUGCAUGCAGCAUCCACCAAAAUCUCAAAAGUGUGGUAAAGUCCAAAGGAAUCCGCUUAGAGGAAGCUGCAGCAUGUCUAAGUCAGUGCAUAUUCUAUACACCUUUUCUGUCUUAACUGCAUUUUAUGUGUAUCUCUCCAAUUGUUUAGGUCUAGACACCAUCCAGGUUCCAAUAAUGACAACAGGUGCACUCGCUAAUAACAGUAAGCAAUCAGAAUUAGUAAAGUGUAGUUAAUUGAUCAGUAUUAUUGAUUACUCCAAGGGCAAAUGCACAAUAGCAUUUCAAUGACCUUCAUCACUUUAAUUUUCACAGUCCCCUGAUCUGAAUCGCAUAAUACCUUUCCUUAAUAUUUUAGUGAUUUUGACUUGCAUAGAAUAUAUACAGUCAGUUCCCAGUCUUCAGCAAUGCCCUUUGAAUAUCAAUAAGGUUUCUAUUGCUCAGUGCAUCAUCCUCUCUGCUUUUAGCUCUGAAGAGAAAGCUAAUAUUUACAGAGAUAGUUUUAAGCGUCACUCACAGCUUCGUCUGGGAGCAUGUGAAAUCAUCAUAGGGAAGGGAGCUUCUGAGCUGAACGGCCAUGAAAAAAGCAUCUAUAGCAACAACGUUACCAAACAUUACCAAUCCAGAUGUUUUGGAUUACAACUAACAUCAGUCUCAGCCUUUAUCAUAGCUGCCAAGUUUUCCCUUUUCUCGCAAGGAAGCCUAUUCAGCAUAAAGGAAUUUCCCUUAAAAAAAGGGAGAACUUGGCAGCUAUGGCCUUUAUAGCCAAUAGCUAGGGUCGCGGAGAGCGCCAGGUUGCAGAUGCCUAUAGUACAUCUAGGAUAAGUGAGUUUUAAGUCAGAGCACAACAGGUUUACCUCACCAGCAUCUUUCUUUUUGGACAGCUAAAUAUAGAACAUGAAUGUAUUGUUUUGUGCAACUCCCACUUCCCUUUGUUGCAGCACCAUCUGUCAUCUGCUUCCUUUCAAGGACAGAAUAGUAAUAACGCAAGGCACUUUUCUGGUGCUUGUUGAUUAAUGAAUUAAUUAAGCUCUAGAGUAUGGAAUCUUUUUAGGGUGAGGGCUACAUUCUUUUGUGGGUAACUUUCUGGGACCCAGAUGCCAGUGGUGGGUUGAGCCAAAGCAGGAUGCGGGUGGCGCUGUGGUCUAAACCACUGAGCCUCUUGGGCUUGCUGAUCGGCAGUUUGAAUCCCCGCAAUGGGGUGAGCUCCCGUUGCUUUGUCCCAGCUCCUGCCAACCUAGCAGUUCAAAAGCACGUUAAAGUGCAAGUAGAUAAAUAGGUACCACUGUGGUGGGAAGGUAAACGGUGUUUCUGUGCACUCUGGCUUCCAUCAUGGUGUUCUGUUGCACCAGAAGUGGUUUAGUCCUGCUGGCCACAUGACCCAGAAAGCUGUCUGUGGACAAAUGCUGGCUCCCUCAGUCUGAAAGCAAGAUGAAUGCCGCAACCCCACAGUCACCUUUGAAUGGACUUAACCGUCCAGGGGUCCUUUACCUUUUUACCUGAGUCAAAGCCCCCCCCACACUUCCCCACCCACCAUAGAAAUCCACCCAUCUACAUGAUAAAAGUAAUUAAAUACCACUGUUUCCCAAUCUGAAUGACAUCCAAGUAACUAUGCAUAAGACUGCAGCUGUGCAGCCAACUUGUGUUGAAGUCUGAUGGUUGCUUGUAGUGUGAUACAACCAGUAGCUUUUCAGAGUGAGCAGAUGCAAUUAUAUCAGCUAAUGUUAUCAGCUGUGAUGGAAGGAUGUAAAUAUGCUGGUUGAAAGUAUGUUUUUCAGGAUUUUGAAGCAUAAAACAUUUGGAACAUUUGGAACAUCUAGAACAGAUGUUGCUGGAUCACAAUUGCCAUCACGUCGCAGCCUGCAGGGCCAGGUAUAAAAAUGGAAUUACAUCUACUUUUAAAGACUGGUAUGGCAAAUGAUCCUCUGAACCGCACUGAAUCCUGUGGGUGUAGGGCAGUAUAAUAAUAAUAAUAAAUAAAUAAAUAAAUAAAUAAAUAAAUAAAUAAAUAAUAAAUGUUUCCAAUGAAAAAAUCAUAGGUAUUUCCUACACCACUGCUGUUUAAAGUUGGCAGUAUUCAGCCACGUCUUAUGAAUUCCAAGAUAGAUGUUUUUGCUUUUAUACUUCCUCCUAAAAUAAUAUCUUUGAUAAAAUGAAGCAAUCAAUAUGUACUUAUCUUACAUGUGUUAAUUAAAGCCUCCACGUUGCUUUUGUUUUUUUUAAUUAUUAUUAUGCUGUAACAUUAACAACAAUAAACAGUUCAAACAUUAUGAUGGUUGACCAUUCUUUGUGUUGGGAAGUAGAGUCUCUCAAAUGGUUCAGUUCUGGUUCAUCUCUGGGUGUCUGUAAUUACUGUAUAGAUGCUCCUGCCAAGCCCCAGAACUGUUGAUGGGACCCACACAACUGAAAGGGAUAAACUGCAUAUAAUCUUUGGCCAAAAGACAACUAUUUUAGGAGGAUUUCUGUAAGCAGGCUUGGAAAAAGAAAAUCUCUUCAGACAUCACGUUCCUCUGUAAUGGCUUGCUGAACAAGGAAGAAUGCAAAAAUGCUGGAGAACAUUGAUUCUAACAACCAUCCCAGCACAAAUUCUCUAGCCACAAUAGCAAGCCCGAUGUGAAUCCAUCAUGAUAUAUAGCAAGAUGCAAGUGCCAUAGUGAUAAAUGAUUUCCAUACCAUCAGAGAAAUCUCCCGAAGAACCACAAGCCUGUCAGCCAUUAAAAAUGUAGUCUCCCAUUAAAAAAAAAGUAAGAAGCUGCUGGUGAUGUCAAUGAUGAAAUAUCUGGCUCAGUUUAGACACAAUGAAAUGAGGGCAGCAGUAAUCAAGGAGAGAGGAGGAAAUGCUACCUGCAUGUUGUAAACAUCUUAUAUGCAUACACAUGGUUCCAAAAUCAAUUUUAAAAUCAUGGCAGGCAUAAGGCAUGAAUAACAGACAGCAUAUGCUAAUUAUUUCUGAAGUCUUAGUGGAAAAGCUACACUCUGUUCCUCAGGAACACUUUAGACUAAUCCUAGAUAUAGUAGCAGACCUUCCAAGGGUCCCUAUUUUCCAGGGACUGUACUGGAUUUACAAAAGCCGACCCAGAUUCUGAUUUGAUCCCGGAAUGUCCCACUUGUCCUUUUUCAUUGGAUAAAUAUUGGAGGGUAUGGUGUCAUCCAGCCCCCAAGCCAUCUGAAGGGGAAGAUUUUAAUGUUUAAUGUUUUAUUAUGUUUUUCUAUAUGCUGGAAGACACCAAGAGUGGCUGGGACAACCCAGGUGGAUGGGUGGGGUAUAAUUAUAAUUAUAAUACAUUCCUAUUUUCAACAGAGUAAUAUUGAAGAGUAUGUAGUGGGUGUUUCUGGUUAUUAUUUCUUGUGAAAAUUUUAUGGAACUUGAUGUAACUUUUAAUUAUUUAAAUCACAUUGAGACUUAUGUGGAAGACAAUCCAUAAAUUAAACAAGUAAAAUAAAAUUCACAUAAUUUUAUUUUUAUUUUUAAAUGACUAGCAAGGCCAUAUAGAAUUUACUGUACCAAAAAAUGCAACUGUGAUGUUAUCUCUAGACCACUAGGUGGCACAAUUACUCUGCUUGAAAUAUGCACUCUUUAACCUAGUUACAGGUAGGUAGCCUGUUGGCCUGCCAUAGUCGCAACAAAAUACUGUAAAAAAAAAAUUCCUUCCAGUAGCACCUUAGAGACCAACUAAGUUUGUC
This is a messenger RNA of Zootoca vivipara (common lizard), 4847 nucleotides long. RefSeq names its product iodotyrosine deiodinase (gene IYD). Gene Ontology annotation, molecular function: oxidoreductase activity. The record is from RefSeq and is a predicted model, not a curated record. NCBI's taxonomy places the organism in Eukaryota, Metazoa, Chordata, Lepidosauria, Squamata, Lacertidae. Gene Ontology annotation, cellular component: plasma membrane.